Molecule: messenger RNA, 3452 nt
Organism: Cyprinodon tularosa
Lineage: Eukaryota; Metazoa; Chordata; Actinopteri; Cyprinodontiformes; Cyprinodontidae
Gene: exoc6b
Product: exocyst complex component 6B
Exons: 24
Coding region: 82-2544 (820 amino acids)
Biological process (GO): intracellular protein transport; exocytosis; Golgi to plasma membrane transport
Cellular component (GO): membrane; exocyst
Source: RefSeq, a predicted model, not a curated record
CGUGUGUUUCCUCCUCCCAACCUGUCCGCUGUCUGUCUGUCCUCUCGGCACAGCUUGGAACCGUCCACAGCAACAUGCAGGAUGGCGAGCGUGGAAACAGCAGCAGAACACGAACGCAUUCUGCGGGAAAUCGAGAGCACGGACACCAACUGCAUCGGUCCGACCCUCCGGUCGGUGUACGAUGGUCAGGAACAUGGCCUCUUCAUGGAGAAGCUCGACGCCCGGAUCAGGAACCAUGACAGAGAGAUUGAGAAGAUGUGCAACCACCACUUCCAGGGUUUUGUGGACUCCAUCACGGAGCUGCUCAAAGUUCGAGGAGAGGCCCAGAAGCUGAAGAGUCAGGUCAUUGAAACCAACAUACGUCUCCAGGAGGAAGGCAAAGGGCUCGUCUGUUCGAUGGAGGAGCUGAAACAGUGCCGAGUGCAGCAGAUGAACAUCGCUACCACCAUUGACAAGCUGACCCACUGCCUGCCAGUUCUGGAAAUGUACGGCCGAUUACAGGAGCAGAUGAAGGCCAAAAGGUACUAUCCUGCUUUACGGACUUUAGAGCAGCUGGAACACACGUGUCUUCCUAGAGCCGGUCAGUACCGGUUCUGCUCCAUCAUGGCAGAGAACAUCCCCAAACUGAGGACGCACAUCCGGGACACCGCCAUGACGCAGCUCAGAGACUUCCUGGAAAGCAUCCGCAAACACUCGGACAAGAUUGGAGAGACGGCCAUCAGACAGGCUCAGCUCCAGCGCUCGCUGGACAGCGCCGUCACCCUUCAGCCCAGGGCCCUGAUUGGUCGGCGCAGCAGAAAGGAGGCGGCGGCGGUGGGAACAGAGAGCGGCGGACACGGCGGCAGCCCCAUGUCUGAACAGGACUCUGGUAUUCUGGACGUGGAGGAUGAGGAGGAGGAAGAGGUCCCAGGAGCUCAGGACUUGGUCGAUUUCUCCCCAGUCUACCGCUGCCUCCAUAUCUACACUGUGUUGGGUUUACGUGGUGUGUUUGAGAACUACUACAGGAAGCAGAGGAGGAAACAGGCUCGCCUUGUGCUGCAGCCCCACUCUAACAUGCAUGAAACCCUGGAGGGAUACAGACGGUACUUCAAUCAGAUUGUUGGCUUCUUUGUUGUCGAGGACCACGUCCUUCACACCACACAGGGAUUGGUGAACAGAGCCUACGUGGAGGAGCUUUGGGAGUUGGCCUUGUCCAAAAUUGUUGCUGCCCUGAGGACGCACUCUUCGUACUGUGAUGAUCCUGACCUGGUGCUGGAUCUGAAGAACCUCAUUGUUCUGUUUGCUGAUACUCUGCAGGGUUACGGUUUCCCCGUGUCCCAGCUGUUUGACAUGCUGCUGGAAAUAAGGGAGCAGUAUGGAGAGAUCCUGCUGAAGAGAUGGAACAUCACCUUCAGGCAGAUUCUGGACCAGGACAACUUCAGUCCAAUUCCGGUUUCAACAGAACAGGAAUACAGACAUUACACCUCCCAAUUUCCCCAGCAAGACCCUGAAUUGGAAAAGCUUCCUUUCCCUAAGAAGCUUCCCUUCUCUGAGUUUGUACCCAAAGCCUACUGCCAACUGAAAGAGUUCAUCUAUGCUUGCCUAAAAUAUUCUGAGGACCUUCAUCUAAGUUCCACAGAGAUAGACGACAUGAUCCGCAAGUCGACCAACUUGUUGCUGACCAGAACCCUGAGUAACAGUCUUCAUUACGCCAUCAAGAAGAAGAAUGUGGGCCUGGCGGAGUUGGUGCAGGUGAUCAUUAACACCACCCACCUGGAGCAGAGUUGCCAUUUCCUGGAGGAGUUCAUAACCAACAUAACGAAUGUUCCCCCUGACAUGGUGAACGCCACCAAGCUCUACGGGACCUCAACAUUCAAGGAUGCCCGGCAUGCAGCUGAGGCAGAGAUCUACACCAGCCUGAACGCUAAGAUUGACCAGUUCCUGCAGCUGGCUGAUUAUGACUGGAUGUCGCCCGCUCAAGGAAGCGGGAAUCUAACCACCAGCGACUACCUGGUUGACCUGAUCGCAUUUCUACGGAGCACGUUUAGCGUCUUCACCAACCUGCCGGGAAUGCCUGUAGAGCACGCCACCUUACCGGGGAAAGUAGCCCAGACGGCCUGCAUGUCGGCCUGCAAGCACAUCUCCACCUCCCUGAUGCAGCUGCUGCUGGACCCAGAGGUCCGGCAGAUCUCCAUCGGAGCUCUGCACCAGCUCAACGUCGACCUCAACGAGUGUGAGAGUUUUGCCAGAGCCGGCCCGGUCGCAGGCUUCCAGGGUGACACGUUGCUUCUGGCCUUCAGUGACUUGAGACAAUUACUGGACCUUUUCACCCAGUGGGAUUGGUCCACCUACCUGGCCGACUACGGCAAACCCACCUGCAAAUACCUGAGAGUCAACCCACACACAGCAUUGGCGCUUCUGGAGAAGUUGUUUAAGCCGAUGAAGGAGACGAGCAGGAAGAACGUCGUCCUCGCCCAGUUCAAGAAGGCGGACAGAGACAGACAGAAGCUCAUCGACGCCGUCAUCAAACAGCUCCGCAGCCUCAUCGCGCAGCAUCACACCUAAACAGCGGCUGGUCAAGAGGCCCAUGAGCUCCAUCAAACUCUAUGAUAUGAAACAUCCUGGAGUGGACGGAGCGGCUGUUGUCUACCAAAAAUCUACUUAUUGGAAGCAAAUGUUUAGAACUUGCAAAAUCUUGAUUCGUGCACUUAAAAAGGUCGCCAAGUUUUCCAUCCCAGCUUCUGCUCAUUAGUUGCUAGUCGACCUGCCAUCAGCUGUUUUUGUAAUUUUCCCUGAGAUUAUCCUGAAGAAGAUUCUUCUGACACUGUUAACUAAUCGUCACGUUGAUGUUUUAGGAUGCUACUGAGUCCCUAUAUUUGAUGAGACGCAGCAGAUUUAUGAGCCAAAUCUUAUAAUGCUGCUCCUAAACCCCUUGUUUUCAUCUUUAUCUAGGAGGUUUGAUCUUUUCAUGCAGGAUGCUAUUAGAUGGCAGACGAGAAGUAUGAGAUGUUAAAUACUUUCAUGGAAAUUAUCUGUUAGGAUUCAUGAACCCUGUAUUUUCCCUGAAACACUUUUAUUAAUCUGACUGAACCGGUUGGGUUAAGCAGCCUCUUCUGGCUCUACUUUUAUCGUCUUCCAUUCCUCUCCUCUUGGUUUCUUGUAGCACAACGAUAAAACACAUUGAAUGUACGUCUGAGAUUCUUUUGCCAUUUGAGAUGUCAUGUUAGGUCGCUUCGUACUCGGAAAAGCACUGAAAUAAAGACUGGAGCUAAAGCGAAUGCAGGAUUUUACUGCAAUAGAUUAUAAAACUACACAGCAACACUUUUCCUUUUUAAAGGGAUGUAGAAGAUUGUGUGAAACUAAGUGCACCUGAGGGGUGUGCUUUCUUUUUAAGACGACAGUAGUUUGGACUCUGAAGUGGUUUUGAGUGAAAGCCAUGCAAAGGUAAGAAAGAGGGGGAAAAUAAAUCCAAU